Molecule: messenger RNA, 1096 nt
Organism: Musa acuminata AAA Group (dessert banana)
Lineage: Eukaryota; Viridiplantae; Streptophyta; Magnoliopsida; Zingiberales; Musaceae
Exons: 1
Coding region: 1-498 (165 amino acids)
Source: RefSeq, a predicted model, not a curated record
AUGCUCGCAAGCACGACACGGCGGAGCGGGAAGGCGCUCCGGCUAGAGAUAUCGGAGAUCGUGUUCACCAUCAGCAACAUCAGGGAGAUACUGCAGUACGCGGAGAGCCACGUGAUGCUCCAGAAGCUGGGAAUCGAGACCUUGACGAGCCCUGCGAUGGAGGAGGAGGCGAGGGAGAGGAUCGGCAGCACGGGAGGGAUGAUCAAGGAGCUGCUGUGGAUCUUCUUCAGGGAAGGAUUGACGCAGCAGCAGAACACGGUGAAGGUCGAAUCAGCAGGGGAGGCGCUCGCUAUGCUGGCAUUGGAGAGCACGAACAACUGCUACUGGAUUCUGAAGGAAAUGAAUGCCGUGGAAAGGCUGGUUGAAGCGUUGACCGAUCCGGUGCUUCAGAUAAAUUCGGCGAGGAUUCUUCGCAAUCGGUGCAAGCAUGUCGGGAACGAGUUAUUUGUUGUGUCUCAGAGGAGUCACCGCCGGCAUUUGCAUGGUAAGGAUACAUAAAAUGCAAGACACAUGUCAUAUCUAAGAAAUUGAAUUAAUAUGUGAAAAAGGCAAAAAUGCUCCACUGGUUUGCUGCUUAUAUGGAGGUUGUAAAUGCAAUGAUACAGCAGAGAUGAAACUGCUGGAGGUAUCCCUUGGUCUUGCCACACAAGUCUUCAGGUUCAGGGAUGCUGGAGUACUCUCUCCAAGCAACUUGAACAACUUGGCACCAGGGAGGGGGAAUUUGCAGAGAGGCUGGUGCAGAUACUUGAGGAGUACAACCACCCAUCUACCAAGGUCCCCAGAAUAAGGAGGUCCACAAUAGAAAUCACAAUCUGGAUGAUGAACUGUGAUGAGAAAUAUAACAGACUCUUCACUGGUCCAGGCAUGGAGGAGGAGCUCCAAUGUGUCUCAGAGAUUGAAUGUUUCAACAUAUUCUCUGGCAGUGUGGGGUCUGAGCAGACAUGGCACACCCCUUGGCUCCCUUGUGGACAUUGCACUAGAGCUGAUGGGCACAAGCUGAAGGUGCAAUGACUUGAUCCUUUCUGAGUGAUCACAUUCUUUUGUAUGAGAGAUGUAUUCAUUCAUUGGUGCAUCAACUAAGGCUACAAGUGCUGAA